AUAUUAAUGUACAUUUGCAUACAUUCGCAGCCACAAACACACUCAAGACAGAGAGAGUCCCUGGCCCUUUUAGCCUGAAGUGAGGUCAAAUGCCUGACAGUUACCUCACAGAAAGGAUAUUAUUAAUGGACAAAUCAAAAGAAAAAAAGAUCCAAUCUUUUUGCUAAAGAAUAACAACGAAAACAGCCCCUGAAUUUCAUGGUUAAAGAAAAGCAUUAUCAGUGAGAAAAUAUCCAAAAACACAGAGUUAAUCUGCCCACAACUUCACAGCCUGUGGCAGCCCUUCGAAUUUCCUGACAAAACCCCCCUCAACAGUUUUUGAGAUAAAAUCCAACAAUCCCCAUGUGGGUUUUUCUCCUUUUACUCCAACAAAGAUAAAAAUAAAAAGAAUCUCCUUUUCAUCUUCUACUCUGCUCAUUUUCUUCAUUUCGUUCUGGUUUUUGUUUUUUCCCUUUGUUUGUGUGUUCUUUUGUUCAUUUUCGUUCCCAGUCAUGUGGGAUUCUGAAACUGAAUCUGUGGGAGGACGAGACUAUGGCAAUGGAGUUCUAUCCACCAGCAAACCCGGCGUCAAAACCGACGGCUUCGAACAACGAGGCCAAUCUUGGUACGUAGCUACUGAUAUCCCAAGUGACCUCCUUAUCCAAAUUGGUGACGUCAGCUUCCAUCUACACAAGUACCCCCUUCUAUCCCGGAGCGGCAAAAUGAACCGAAUCAUAUACGACCCGCGCGAACCCGACCCUAACCGCAUAAUCCUCGACGACCUACCCGGCGGCCCGGCCUCCUUCGAGCUGGCAGCCAAAUUCUGCUACGGAAUCGCAGUUGACCUAACCGCAGCCAACAUCUCGGGCCUCCGCUGCGCGGCCGAAUAUCUCGAAAUGACGGAGGAUUUAGAAGAAGGCAACCUCAUCUUCAAAACUGAGGCCUUCCUCAGCUACGUAGUCCUCUCCUCUUGGCGAGACUCGAUUAUCGUGCUGAAAAGCUGCGAGCCCCUUUCCCCGUGGGCCGAGAAUCUCCAGAUCGUGCGCAGGUGCAGCGAGUCCAUUGCUUGGAAGGCCUGCGCGAACCCGAAAGGGAUCCGGUGGCAGUAUACGGGCCGGGCCUCGUCGAGCCCGAGGUGGAAUAACGAGGCUAAGGAUUCGGGCCAUUCGGCCAGCCCGGGCAGGGCAGCUGUUCCGCCCGAUUGGUGGUUUGAAGAUGUGUCGAUUUUGCGGAUCGAUCAUUUUGUGAGGGUUGUGACGGCUAUCAAGGUGAAGGGUAUGAGGCAUGAUCUUAUUGGGGCUGCUAUUACGUAUUAUGCCGGGAAGUGGCUCUCGGGACAGGUGGCAGAAGAUGGUGGGAGUAGUGGCGGUGGGGGGUGGAAAGGUGGGUUGCAUAUGAUUGUGUCGGGGGUUAAGGAAGAAAGUUUGCCGGCUGCAAGCUCUCUGCAGAAGGCGAUGAAUUCGAAUCCAAGCAUACUCACAUUCGAUUUCGAUUCAUUUCAUUUUACGGAAAAUCUAUGCAUGACGUGCGUGCAGGCCAAGGACCAGAGGAUGAUAGUGGAGAGCCUGAUAAGCAUAAUCCCCCCACAAAAAGACAGCGUCUCAUGCAGCUUCCUCCUCCGACUUCUGAGAACAGCCAACAUGCUCAAAGUAGCACCUGCACUCGUCACGGAGCUCGAAAAACGUGUCGGAAUGCAAUUCGAGCAAGCAGCCCUAGCCGACCUCCUCAUACCCACUUACGGGAAAACCGAGACCAUGUACGACGUGGACCUCGUGCAGCGCCUGCUAGAGCACUUUCUCGUGCACGAGCAGUCGGAGGAUUCGAGCCCCAGCCAGCAGCAGCAGCAGUUGUUAUCAGACGAUGGGGCCCACAGAGCAGUGGUGGGAAAUCCGAAUGCCAAGGCCAGGGUGGCGAGGCUGGUCGACAGCUAUUUGACUGAGGUGUCAAGAGAUCGAAAUCUUUCGUUGACCAAAUUUCAGGUUCUGGCGGAGUCUCUUCCAGACUCCGCCAGGACCUGCGAUGACGGGCUGUAUAGGGCCGUCGAUUCCUACCUUAAGAAGCUGUCGAUGGACGCGUGCAUGCACGCGGCCCAAAACGAGCGGCUACCGCUGCGCGUGGUGGUCCAGGUCAUCUUUUCCGAGCAGGUCAAGAUCAGUAACGCACUCGCCACGUCAUCUUUGAAGGAACCCUCCGGUGGUGGGCCCCACCACUACCAGCCCCUCGUCCCCAGCCGGCGGACUCUGCUGGAGGGCACGCCUCAGUCGUUUCAGGAGGGUUGGGCCGCUGCUAAAAAGGACAUUAAUACCCUUAAGUUUGAGCUCGACGGCGUGAAAUCCAAGUACGCGGAGCUUCAGGGAGAGGUGGAGGCCCUGCAGCGCCAGCUGGACCGGGCCGCGAUCAAGCCCAAGCAGUCAUCGUCCGCGUGGACCAGCGGGUGGAAGAAGCUCAGCCGACUGGCCAAGACGAAUGAUGUGGGCCCCACGCAGCACCAGGAGUCGGGUGGCCCGAAUGACGUGGCCCGGAAGGGGCCCAGGAGGUGGAGGAACUCCAUUUCUUGA
Messenger RNA from Striga asiatica, 2537 nucleotides. NCBI's taxonomy places the organism in Eukaryota, Viridiplantae, Streptophyta, Magnoliopsida, Lamiales, Orobanchaceae. The record is from the annotation of a GenBank genome assembly.